UGUGGGAAAGAUAAUCAAACAAAUUCAACAUGCAUGGCGUUCUCGGUUGGAAGUGGCCAAAGAUGACUAUAUCUUCAUUUUUGAAGAUGAAGGAGGGAACUGCGCUGAUCUACUGUUUGUACUGCGUAGGAUUUUUGGAUUUAUUUGCUGUAAGCUGCUUCCUACCUCUAUUGACUCACAGAGCCAGAGAGCUUGGGGCAUCACCGUCACUUGUCGGAGUUAUCGGGUCCAUAUAUGGUGGCCUUCAAUUCUUUUCCAGUCCUGUCAUGGGCAAACUGAGUGAUGUAUUUGGAAGAAAAAAUCUUCUUCUGAUUAGCCUCUUUGGUGCGGCUGUAGGUUAUAUUCUAACAGGAAUUCCAACAACAUUACUUUUUCUAGCACUCAGCAGAGUUCCAGUAGGGAUUUUCAAGCACAGUCAAAGUAUUGCAAAGACAUAUCUUUCAGAUGUUUCACCCUCUUUAGAUCACCCUAAAGUGUUUGGGAACUUCAAUGCAUUUUCUAGUCUUGGUUUUGUCAUUGGUCCAUUGAUCGGCGGCCAUUUGGCCAUGCAGUCAAAUGGUUUCUCCAGGGUGACCACUUUAACUGGAUUCAUUUUCUUGAUCAAUUUUUUCUUUGUGUGGCUUUUUGUGACACCUGUUGAACAAGUGAAGAAGCAGUCUUUUACAAGGAAAGAACAGGAUGCAUUCCUUGCUAAAGACAAUACAGCAAACAACACAAUAGAUAACCACACAGAGGAAGAACUGGAUAGAAAAGAACUGAGGGAUAGAAAAGCACUCAGUGAAAGAGCAGGCUCCUCCACAUCCCAUGGAACAAGUAUAUACAAAAUUUCUUCAAUAGGUUCCUCACUGGAUUUGAUAGUAAUUCGUUUCGUGAUGGGAUUUUCAAUGCUAGUCUUCCGCAGCAACUUCACAUCCAUGUUAGAGUUUCACUUUAACACCAGUCCAAAAACCAAUGGCUAUAUUAUGUCUUACAAUGGUCUAGUGGGUGGUUUUUCUGGAAUUCUAGUGGGAAAGAUAGCAAAAUUCUACAAUCACAAUGAUGCAAAGAUGCAACUUCAUUUCUCACUACUUCUCAUGGCAUCACUUCUUGGCAUAACAUUCUCACCCAGUAUAUUGUUCAUUCCAGUCUUCAUUACACCACUGGCCAUCUCAAGUGCAGUUUGCCGUGUCUGCACGACUAAUCUCACUUUCCGUAGGGGCAGUGAGGAUGAGAAAGGGGUCAUGUUAGGGAUAGGGAACUCAUUACUGUCAUUUGCACGAAUGAUUUCUCCUGCUUUAGGUGGGUUUGUUCAGGAGGUAAGUGUGUACGGGCCUGGUAGCAUUGGUGCUCUUAUAGCUGGCAUAGGUGUUGUUAUCAUGAUACUUUUCCCACUUGAUAGGCCCAGAGUGAACAAAAAGGAGAAAAAAGACCAGUGAGAAAUACAUUUAACACUAUGCUUUUGAUUCCAUCCAUGUUACAAAGAAACCUUUCACAAUCUUCUAUGUCAUUAUCAAGUAUAAAUUAAAGCAUAUUAUUUUUAAAAAGAAUGAAACCCUUGCACUGAUUAUCUGUUGGCAGAGGGUAGACAUGAGUUGAGAAUGGUUAAGAAUGGGAAGGAUUAAUUUAAGUUUAUUGAUAUCAUAUAAUAAUAAAUAAUUGUUCUUGAACAUGAGAAAUAUAAGCUUCGACUAGAGUUGUGUUAAAAUUAAUUGUAACCCUUAACUCCCAUGAGUGACCAAGAAAGACUUUCUCCUUACAAUAUCAACACAUUAUCGUGCAGGUAAGUCAUGAGGAUAAAGAAAAAUGUCAAUUUGGUUUUCAAAUCUUUAUUUCAUAAAGUAAAAUACAUAAUGUAUUGAUAAUUAUUUCAAAGUUGAAACAACUCUAAAUUUAUUUCACUGAAAAUUUCUCUCAAAUUAAUUAAUAUGUAACCCUACAGGCAAAGUUAUUGGUUGUUCCUUGAGAGUAUUUCCACUGUACAUUUGAAAGAAUUAAUCUCUUAAAUUGUAUGUUUUUUAUAAUAUUAUUUUGUACCCAAUCUCUGAGAGGUAUUAGCCUCUGUUGGCAAGAGAAUUAGUCACUAUCAGUGGUAAUUAUUUUUAAUUUCUGUUUAAAUGUAGAUUUUCUUUUUGAACAAUGUUCCAUUUUGCUCAGAAUGCUUGCAGAUAACAUACAUGUAUCAAGUACUUGUCCAGAACACAAACAUGUAACAUGUAAUCCAAUCUAUUUUCAGUUCAAAGGCAAGCUAUGACACUUGAAACCAUAGUUAUGUACAGCUGUAAAUCUUGUAUUUCAAAUGUGAGAAUUUUAGAAAAUUCUCUCAACAGUAUUUUAUAUUGGACAAAAUAUUUAAUAACAUAGAAUUAUUUACUAAAGAAAAAAACAUCCUGUAAACCAAAAUGUUGGAUCUAAUGUAUAAUGCAUAAAUCAACAAAUAAAAUACAUUUAAGAGUUAAAUUUCACUUGUAAGUUCUCAGCAACACAGGUUGUUCUCAUCUAAGCAAUUAUAUGGGAUGUAAACUAAAGAAUGUAUCAGAGGUAUUAAAGGAUAUUUUGUCAUGUAAGAGUGUAUAUCCUAGAAAAAUAUUUUAAAUUACAAUCUACUGCAAGUCUUGUGAUGGUGGUCAUCUUUGUAGUAGAGAAGGUGGAGAGUGUACUUUCACUUUUUCAUCCCAUGAGCAGUCAGCAAGCUAUAGGAUGGGAGAAAAAUCAGAGGAAAACCUACAUUCAUUGAUCAUGACUGGUAUUUUUUUCCAUAGUUAAAACUGUUCACAAGGCCAUUUUUAACCUUUAACCCCUAAGAGUUCCUGCCAUCGAAUUUCUCCUUACAGUAUCCCCCCUGAAGUAAACAUUAAGGUUAUGAGAACUGAGGAAUGAUCACCAACUUAUUAAAAUAAGUAGCUCUUGAUUUGUUACCAAAUUCUCCUUGUCAGCACCUUAGGAAAUGUAUAGAGAACAGUGUGGAGAAUAUGCAUACUAAUAUUGAAGUGUAAAGGGUUAAAAAAAAACCC
Molecule: messenger RNA, 2990 nt
Organism: Pocillopora verrucosa
Lineage: Eukaryota; Metazoa; Cnidaria; Anthozoa; Scleractinia; Pocilloporidae
Product: major facilitator superfamily domain-containing protein 9
Biological process (GO): transmembrane transport
Cellular component (GO): membrane
Molecular function (GO): transmembrane transporter activity
Source: RefSeq, a predicted model, not a curated record